UAUGGACUUUCUAUUUUUAGAAAUUGAAUCUGUAUCUUUGUACAUCGACAUGGGAGGACACGAAAGCAUAUACGCUAGUAUACCAGGAUCUGACAUAACAUACGCCGACAUGAAUAGAGGAUUGUUGACAGCUGCAGACAUGACAAGUGGAUUGUCGACAGCUGCUGACAUAACUAGUGGAUUGUUGACAGCUGCUGAUAUGACUAGUGGAUUGUUGACAGCUGCUGACAUGACUAGUGGAUUGUUGACCGCUGCUGACAUGACUAGUGGAUUGUCGACCGCUGCUGACAAAAGUAAUAGAUUGUCGAUAGAUGCUGACAAAAUUGGAAGAUCGACUAAAGCCGAUGACGUUCCUAGCAGAUUUGAUGUCCACCUGCAUGCCGAUAUGGAUAAAAAGAAUCAUGAAUACAUAGCUCCUGUAUACUCUCGACAAAAUGCUGCACUGGAGUAUAUAAAUGGUACAAUCAUUUAGAAAUAUUUAGCUACCGUACUCGUACAUAAAAUAUACAUGUACAAUAUACUUAUAUGAUGUUUCUUGCUGCAUUAACACUAUGAAUAUGUACAAAUAUGUUUUAAGUACAUACAUAUAAGUACAAAUAUUAUUACCCAUACCUAAGUUGUACAAAUGUCGCCAGUACAGAUAAUUAUUAUGUUCAACUUUGUACAUUAAUAUAAUGUAUUUACAGUCCUAUUUAAUAUUUAUAACCAAUGUCCAGUUGAUAAAAUAUUUAAUGCCAAAUAUUUAGCGUGAAGUAUUGAUGAGAUAAAUUCGUGAUACUUUACUGUUAAUACUUCACGCAUGUAAUGCUAUAGAUUAAUAAUGAAAAACCUGUAAUUGAAUGAAGUACAAAAUUACGAUGAAUCGUGUUCAUAUAUUAUUUUAUCAUUAUUUAUAUUUAUAUAUUUAUUUUUUAAAGAAAUAAUUUCAGUGACCCCUGUUCACUUAUAAAGUUUUAGUAAAUUACUGAUUUUAGUCAAGAAGUAACUAUUAAAAUCACUUUAUAAUAAUCAUAUUUAAAGUGUUCUAUAUACAUGUCAUUAAGAGAUUUUAACGGUUACUGCCAGUACCAUGUGAUAAUGUAAAAAUAAAUAAACUGUGAUAUGAUGUUUUAUGAUUUUAUGAAAUACAUUCCAUCUCUCUA
Eurytemora carolleeae is the source of this 1142-nucleotide messenger RNA. RefSeq lists its product as uncharacterized. The coding region runs from base 2 to 472 and encodes 156 amino acids. The transcript is spliced from 3 exons. NCBI's taxonomy places the organism in Eukaryota, Metazoa, Arthropoda, Copepoda, Calanoida, Temoridae. The record is from RefSeq and is a predicted model, not a curated record.